This is a messenger RNA of Nicotiana attenuata, 834 nucleotides long. RefSeq lists its product as uncharacterized. Gene Ontology annotation, molecular function: nucleic acid binding; zinc ion binding. The coding region runs from base 1 to 834 and encodes 277 amino acids. NCBI's taxonomy places the organism in Eukaryota, Viridiplantae, Streptophyta, Magnoliopsida, Solanales, Solanaceae. The record is from RefSeq and is a predicted model, not a curated record. The transcript is spliced from 3 exons.
AUGAUGAGGAAAAACAUAAAUAGCAGGAAAGGUAAAUCAAAAUUCAGAAAAGGGAAGAUGAACAAUGCUAAUGAUAAAAAUGAUGGAAGAUGCUACGAGUGUGGAAAACAUGGACACAUUCAAGCCGAAUGCCCUGAACUGAAAAAGAAACUAAGCAGGAACUUUCAAAAGAAUAAGUCCUUUGGAGCUUGGAAUGAUGAAGAAGAAUCUGAUCACGAGGAAAUUGCCAACAUGUGUUUCAUGGCCAUGAAAGAAGAUAGCAGUGAGUACUCAGGUGAACUUGGUCUCAUGGAAGACGAAGGAACAGGUGAGGAUGAGGACUCAGGUGAACUUGGUCUCAUGUCAGACGAAGGAACCAGUAAGGUACGUCUUCCUACAUGUCCUAACUAUUAUGAACUCCAAAAGUUUAUUAAUAUUGCUCUUGCAGAUAUUGAGAGAGUUCUAAACAAACUUAAAAAAAAAAUCAAAAGAGAAAAGAAAGACUGGGCUUUGAAGUUGGAAGUGUGUGAAAUUGAGCGAGAUAUGCUUCAAGAUGAAGUUAAUGAACCUCAACUUCAACUGAAUGGAUUGCGAAAAUCCACCAGUCAUAGUUCUGUUCAAGAACAACAGGAGAUGGGUCUGGAACACCACAAGAAGAAUCAAAAAGGAAAAUGGUACCUUGAUAGCGCGUGUUCUAAAUAUAUGACUGGUGACAAACAACUAUACAAAACGGUCACCAAACUAGAUGGAAGAACAAUCACCUUUCGAGAUAAAUCAAAAGGAAAUGUAAUUGGAGUUGGAAGAGUUCCCCUCAGCUCAACAUGUGGUGUAGACGAAGUGUACCUUGUUGAUUAA